This is a messenger RNA of Symbiodinium sp. CCMP2592, 1191 nucleotides long. The record is from the annotation of a GenBank genome assembly. Lineage: Eukaryota; Dinophyceae; Suessiales; Symbiodiniaceae.
AUGUCGUGUUUGAAGUCCAACAACCGGAGAGUUUGCAAUGUCGCGUAUGCGAAGUGUGCUUUGAUUCUGUGGAAGACUUGUUGGAUCAUGUUUCCUCUCAUGUUGUACUGCCGACUCCAAACGCAGCAGCACAGGGCCGCCAGCGAGCCGAGUAGCCGUGAUAUUGUCAGUGGGCGUGACAUGACGUCUUCGUUGACCCCAUGGGCGCAGACGCGGACUCCCCCAAGUUCGGACGGUGGUGUGAGCAAAAAGGUGGCUACCAGUAGCGACAAGUUCCUCAUGAAGGGCAUGCAGCUGUUGACAAAACUCUGUCUAAAGAAUGCCAUGGACGUCAGAGAGCUACAGGUGGCCACACUGCUCACGAUUCAGAUGCCCAAAGACUCCGAUUUCAUUGCUCAUGUGAUCACAGCAACUCGCAGUUACAAUGAUGAGCAGCUCAAGGCGAAAUCUUCGGGAGGGCAAGCUCCGGUAGGCCAGCCGCAUUGCCACGCAUGGAUUGCGAUGCUUGAGACGCUGUUGCAACAAAAUUCCGUUACAACCGCGGAGCGGGAAGCAGUGCAAAAGCAUAUACAGGACUAUUGUGGCAGUCAAGCAAUGGUGGUGGCCACUGUGGUUCACGUUUGCCGCGUCAAGAAAUGCUUCGACCAGUCCAAGAUGAAGGUGUGCAUCGCGGUUAGCGACGAUGUCCGGCCUGUUAUGUCCAUCCUGCAGAAACGUUUGCAUGAGAAGGGUGGUAAAACUCUUCAUGGCCAAGCUCCGAAGGGGGCCUCGAGCGAGACAUCAGACGCUUCGCCUCGACUCGCAUCAAACGACUUGCUCACAAAGUGGGCGGAUCGCCAGAUCGCCCAACUGUACAACGGGGCCUUCGGCUCCUAUUCCUGGCGGAAUGCCUGUGCACAGGGCUUACUCCCGGGCGGCUCCUUUAAAGAGCUCUACGAAAAGUACCUCCCCAAUCUCCCCACCGCUGACCGUCUGGCGGAAUCGUCAUCCGGUAUCGCCUGCACUUCCCUCACUCUCAGGCGUGCGCCGAGGGAUGGGCAUCCGGAGGAUCGUUGCCAUGAAUUGGGGGAACUGGCCGCCUGGCUUCAUGAGCUUCCGGUGGAUCGGGUUCGGGUGCGUGAGGUUCUUGCCGCCCAGCUGCGGUGGUACCGGAUGGUGCCGAGGAGCUCGAAGCCGCCGCAGUCGAUGUAG